GCAGAGGCGGGCACGAGGCGUCGCUGCGAGGGCACAGCGCGGUCGGUGGGGGUCGAGCUGAUGCCGCGAGUGUGCAGUGCGCUGAAGCCGGGAUGCGGGAUGCGGCAGGUGUGACGGAUGGGAGCCAGGACGCUGCGCCUCCUUGCGCGUGGCCUGGCCGGCCGUGCAUGAUGCGCCCUCACACAGCCUCCCGCGGCGCGGCCGCGCCUGCGGCGUGCGGCGCGCCGGCACGCGUUCCGCAGAAAGAGAGCCUCGGGCGCAGCGCGCGGCGCAAAGGCACAGGCAGCGGCAGCAUGGCUCCGCCAUACGCAGCCUCUCGGCCUGCGUGCUGCCCGUCCCAGCCGAGCUGCGAGGCGUGAGCGCAGCCUGCAACUGACGUCUGCUGACCGUUUCGUGAAACCAAGGCCGUCAAAUGGGGAUGCUCAGCCAGCUGUUGGACACGGGAGACCAGCGCAGGCGCCGC
Tilletiopsis washingtonensis is the source of this 463-nucleotide messenger RNA. RefSeq lists its product as hypothetical. NCBI's taxonomy places the organism in Eukaryota, Fungi, Basidiomycota, Exobasidiomycetes, Entylomatales. The transcript has a single exon. The record is from RefSeq and is a predicted model, not a curated record. Bases 93 to 359 code for a protein of 88 amino acids.